This is a messenger RNA of Mangifera indica (mango), 1794 nucleotides long. RefSeq names its product UPF0496 protein At3g19330-like. The record is from RefSeq and is a predicted model, not a curated record. The transcript is spliced from 2 exons. Bases 204 to 1397 code for a protein of 397 amino acids. NCBI's taxonomy places the organism in Eukaryota, Viridiplantae, Streptophyta, Magnoliopsida, Sapindales, Anacardiaceae.
UGUUCUAAGCCGCGGUCGGGGAAAUGUAUCACUCGAUUAUAUUUGAUUGAAGGGUUCCGUAGGCUAAACCUGAGGACGAUAUUUACUUUCCACUGGUAACGAAAAUCCAGCGGGGCGUCUUGAGGCUGAGCUAGAACUAACUGCCAAGCUGAUGCUUCUGGUUGCAUUGACUUUUCGAAAUUAACUAAGUACCCAGUUCAGCUAUGCUGCAGUGUCUCUCUAUCAACAAGUCAUCAUCAGCAACCACUUCGUUACCUACGUCGCCGGCGACACUCAAUCUCCCUGCUUAUCCCCCGCCUCGUCAAGGGAAUUCUACAGAUGGUUCACCUGGAACAAGUGCACAAUCCUCACCUGCUGUUAACCUUACUUGGGAAUACUCUCUCACUGUCCAGUCCAAUUCUUACAAUGAAAUGUGGUCUAAAAUACAUGUUCUCGACCCAAGAAACGGGAACUAUCACAAUCACAAUGAAAAUGAAGCUGAAGUGCAGAUAGAAGAUGCAUGUGGAGAUGAGGAUCCUCGCCAAUUGGAUUUGUCACAUGUUCUCCAGCCCAACAGAGAAUGUGUAGAAGAGGCCCUUCGUCACGCGAGACCUAAUGCCCUUACUCGCCUUGUCUCAACAUACUUUGAUCAUAGUGAGAACACCACUAACCUCUGCCUCCUCCUGCACCAAAGCAUUUAUCGUGCUCGGGUCCUCUAUGGCCCUCUUCAUGAGCUCCUUGACAUUUUCCCCCUUGACCAUCACUCCAUCAGUCAACCACUAUGUGAUAAAGCUUUUGAAGUAUUCCUCCAAUUUGAUUGUGUUGACAAUCCAUUUCCAUGCCCUGAUGACCACAACUUCCAAGAAAUGCGCCGUUGCUUUUCUGAGUUGAGACAAGAACUAGACCAUAAUCUUCAAAAAUCUCACUCAAGAGUUCGUCUGUUCCGCCAUACUACCAGACGCACUGCCCUGUGUAUCAUUGGCACAGCUGUGGCAGUUGCUAUAACUGCUGCAGCUGUUGCUACUCAUGCACUUCUUGCUGUUGUGGUUUGUCCCUUUUGUACUGCUUACCUACCCUGUGGUGUUACUAAAAAGGAGCUUGCCUUUCUGGCACAACUUGAUACUACUAAGAGGGGUACAUAUGUGUUAAACAAUGAUCUUGACACUAUUGACCGGCUUGUUGCUCGAUUAUACACUGCCAUUGAGGGAGAUAAGCUGCUGGUAAGGUUUGGAUUGGAGAGAGAUAAGGACAAACAUUCCAUUCAAGAGGUAGUUAAACAGCUGAGAAAAAACCAGCUGAAUUUCACACUCCAGCUUAAGGAUCUUGAGGAGCAUAUCUGCCUGUGUUUCAACACUGUCAAUAGGACUAGGUCAUUGCUCCUCCGAGAGAUCCAUCUUCACCAAACUCCUAGUUCCUAACCAAUUUUAGUGAUAUUAUCCAAUCAUACUUUGAGAGUUAUUUUUCUAUUCUCAGCAUCUGUCAUUCCUUAACCCAGUUUUUCAUGCCCCAAAAAUGAGAUAGAAAUAGCCUCUGCCCCUUUUUACAUGGGGUUUUCUGUACUUUUUAUAGAGAUCAAGUUCCUAGUGCCAAGGUCUGCAAGCCAGAAACCCAGGUUCAUUUUUCUACCAUACCUAUUUCCUCUCCAGAUUUUGUUAAAAUUUUGGUGCUCAUGCAAACUACAAAGCUGAUUUAGUGAUGGUGGAAAUUGGUGAUUUUUUCAAGCUUGUAUAUAAGUUUUUAAUAUAUGUAUUUCUUUAAACAGAUAAUAAUAUUAUUAGAUCAAUGCAAAUUAUUGAAUUCAUAUUGAUAUGCCAA